AUGCUCCGGUCUGUGGUUUCGCAGGUUCGUGCGAAAAGCGGACCUGCGGCCGGAAAAAUCACAGCACAAGGCGGUGCAAGAACAUCAAUAGCGAAGAAGAAGAAACACAAUGCAGAGAAUAAAGCUACUAGCCCCACAAGAAACGGGCAGUCGACGUCGUGUAGCGCACCAGAAGCUGGGCAGUCUGUUUCAUCCGUAGAGGGGAUGACGCAAAGCCAAAAGAAGAGAAAGAAGAUAAAAAAAGGACACAACAUCAAUGGCGUUGAUGCGGUGCCGAUGUCAAAGAAGUGUGACGAGGAUUUAGCGACAAGCAGCAACACUAUCUCUAUCACGACUGCAGAAACUACUUCACGAGAAAAGGGUCUGGUUGCCUGCUCCCAGAAACGACAAGCAAGCGGGGUUCUCGACGUGGAACUGGAAUCAAAAAGCAAGAAGAAAAAACAGAAGCGAAAAAAGCUAAGCGAUGGCUCAGUCGCAGGCAAGCAGCACCUUUCAGGAACACCAGGAGGGUCAACAUCUUCUACAAGUACAAGAGGAACUACUCCACGAUUGUCGGGUCAUCAACAUCGUGACGGUCAAGAAGAACCAGUGCCUGCAGGCGCAGAAAAUAAACCCUCGAAUCUUAUCAUUGACGACAUUUUUGCGAGUGCGAACAAGAGGAGAAAACUGGACGACGGGUCGACGAGGAACCCAGCAACAUCCAAUUCAGGGAGCACGAUAACGACGACGACAACGAAAAAGAGCAAAAGACAAGCUAGAACGGCUGCUCCACCUACUACUUCUACUCCGGGCAGCGCCACCGACCUGUUCGGGUACGAAGCGGAAAGCAGGUCUUGGAAGAACGACGGGCUAGGCGGGAUCUACGACCAGAAUGGCUGGACCAAUCGACGGCUGAACGACAACACGAAGAUUUACAAGGCCCACCUGAUCGGGGAGCGGGACAAGCCCGGUGCGGGGACAACGAAGCUGUGUCCGUUUGACUGCGACUGCUGUUUCGGCUUCGCGGAAACCGAAAUGGAGGGUUUCUUGAAGAAGGAAAGCGCAAAAGUAAAAGAGGCAGCGAUCAUGUCGUGAAAAAACGUGCGCGUGAUUGAAGUUCGUUGUUGAAAAUGUGAAACAAGCGAAGAUCUCGACAUCUCUACCAUUAU
Molecule: messenger RNA, 1148 nt
Organism: Amoebophrya sp. A120
Lineage: Eukaryota; Dinophyceae; Syndiniales; Amoebophryaceae
Source: the annotation of a GenBank genome assembly